This is a messenger RNA of Diatraea saccharalis (sugarcane borer), 1310 nucleotides long. The record is from the annotation of a GenBank genome assembly. Lineage: Eukaryota; Metazoa; Arthropoda; Insecta; Lepidoptera; Crambidae.
GUUUAGUGGAAGGUUGUUGUGUUUUACCUGUUUCAUUAGGAUCAAACUCGAUUCUAUUCCAUCGGAUCGUAGGCGAGUAAGAAUUAAUUACCUUUGCUGCUGGUGAGCAUAUUUCCAUCUUUCGAAGAGCACUUGCAGAUUCAAUUCUUGUUAAAGACGUUGAUAUGGCAUGGGCAAACGUAGACGAUCAGACGUCACUUCAAUUUGUUAAAAUCGUGGAAAAGUUCCCUGAUAUAUAUGACAAUAACACAGACACGUAUAGAAGAUGGUGUGCCCACAGAGCUUGGGAUAAAAUAGUUGAUUGUGUAAAAGACGAAAUGAAAAUUGAUUGUACAGUUAGUGAAUUAAAAAGUCGAUGGAAAUGUAUCAGGUCAUCGUACAGCAGAUACAAAGCCAAACUUAACAAGAGCAGACAGGAUGAUUCACUCCCACCAAAAAAAUAUUACCUCUCAGAUGCUUUGAAAUAUUUAGAUCCAUACAUGAAACAAAAAAGUGUUUCAGGGAAUGACCCCGAGGAAGAAAUCGUAUUUGAAACUUGCUUCACGAAUGAAGAUGAUUCGAACUCUAAUAAAAGUGAUGCUAAUAAUAUAGAUUGGACAGCAAUUGAAUUAAAACCUGAUGUACUAACAAUCAAUAAAAGUGACUCACAAUUCUCGGAAACAGAAGAGCCUCUCAACAUAAAUGCAAAAAGAAAACGGUUAAACAGCGAUAGUGCAGAUGCUGACAAUGACAGUUUACAAUUUUUCAAAAGCAUAUUGCCAGAUAUAGAACAUUUUACUGUUAAAGAAAAGCGUCGAUUAAAAAUGGGAGUUCUUAAGCUUAUCGAUGAUAUUGAAAACGAUAGAAAUUGAAAAUAUUGAAAUAUCUCCACUUGUUAUAUGUAAAUCAUUACACAGUGACAAUUAACUGUGAGAAGAUACGGUUCUAUUGAUAUUGUCUAUUACAAAUCUGAAUAGCGUUAAAACAUGUUCGAGACAUUACCAUAGUAUAUUACUAGUUGAGCGUAUAUAACCCGGCUGGUUUCGGUUAAAGUCUUAUGCCCUAACUUCAGCUUCAGAAUAGCUGCCUACUAUUAUCCGACGUGUAACAUCUUCUACCCUCAUUUGCAUGGAAAUGAGAUCCGUAAACAUUCUCAACGUCGCAACCCUCAGUUUUCCGACACCUUCUUUGCUUAAUUACAAACGACGACACGUAAUACUAUUAAAAAAAAAUUGGUGAAAAGCGAUCGAGUGUUUCAACAUUAUUUUUAAGACAAAUUUUGUAAUACCUAUCACAAAUACAAAGCAAUGUUGUCAUAAAUGACAUUCCAU